Salvia miltiorrhiza (redroot sage) is the source of this 1425-nucleotide messenger RNA. RefSeq names its product E3 ubiquitin-protein ligase CSU1. The coding region runs from base 333 to 1247 and encodes 304 amino acids. NCBI's taxonomy places the organism in Eukaryota, Viridiplantae, Streptophyta, Magnoliopsida, Lamiales, Lamiaceae. Gene Ontology annotation, molecular function: ubiquitin protein ligase activity. The transcript is spliced from 2 exons. The record is from RefSeq and is a predicted model, not a curated record. Gene Ontology annotation, cellular component: nucleus.
CAAAACCAAGCCCAAAAACCAUCUCUCCUCCACAUUCUCUCCGUCUCACACACACACACACACAAAGACUCCCUCUUUCUUUCUCUUCCACCCGCCGCCUCCUUCUUCCGGCGAAGUCUCUGCCGCAAGCACCCUCUCUGCCCUCUCUCUCGUCGAAAAAUCUCGGUCAUCGCUUUGGAUCAACAACUUAACCCAAAUUCCAAAAAUAUUAGUCUCCUUCGAUUCAAUUAUAGGGUUUCUUACCUCUGGGCUCCGACAUCGCUUUCCCAUAUCCCCCAAAUUGAAACCAUUCUCUAAAUCUUCCGAAUUUCUUCAAUCUCGCAUCGGAAAAUAUGCCUCAGAGACACUCGAAGAACAACAACGAUUUAGCAUUCUUCACGUACGAUGAGAAGCGGAAGCUAGGGUACGGCACGCAGAAUGAGAGAUUGGGAAGAGAUUCCAUCAAACCCUUCGACGCAUGUUCUCUCUGCUUGAAGCCCUUUAUUGAGCCCAUGUCCUGCGCCAAAGGACAUCUUUUCUGCAAGGAGUGCAUUUUGGAGUGUCUUUUGGCACAGAAGAAAGAUAUUCAUAGAAAGUCAGCCGCCCAUUCUGCUCAACAGAAACAAGAAAAAGAAGACGAAGAAGAGAAGCUCAUGCUGCAAAAAGCUAGAGAGCUCGAUGCAUUUGAUCAGCAGAACCAUGGAGCAAUACCACAGUACAAUGAUAAAAACUACAAUAGAGACAAGAACGGUUUCCAUGGAGCUAACAGUGUAAAGGCCACUUCAUAUGAAGAGGAAGCACUCCGUACUAUGAAGGCAUUUUGGCUGCCUUCUGCAACACCCGAAGCUCCUAAUAAAGUGCAGGCUCCGUCAGCAGACACAAAAUGCCCCGAAGGGAACGAAAAACUCAGGUUGAAGACACUUUUUCCCGUGGUUUUCACGGAAGACACAAAUGAAGAGAAGAGAUCAACUUCCCUUGACAAGACUUAUAUCUGCCCUAGCUGCAAGGUGACACUAACAAAUACACUCUCACUCGUGGCCUUGAGUUCUUGCGGGCAUGUCUUCUGCAAGAAGUGCGCUGAUAAGUUCAUUGCUGUCGAUAAGGUUUGUCUAGCCUGCGACAAGCCUUGCAAAGAGAGGAAUCUUGUUAAUCUUGCCAAGGGAGGAACUGGUUUUGCAGGCCAUGGAGAUCAUCUCGAAGCCAAAGACUUUAAACAUUUAGGAAGCGGGUCGGGCCUCGGGCUAGUAAGACCAGCAACCAAGACUUGAUUUUGAGAUUCCAUAGAUACAGUUGGAGUUUGUUUUAUAUCAUAUAUUUUACCUUUGUUGUAAUUGGACAUCUGUUAUUCAUCUUUGUUGUAAUGCAAUCCUUCCCCUCAACUGCAAGAAACGAAGGUGCCAGAUUGUAUCUAUGGUGAAUGCACAGAAAUUCGAGUUUUUAAGUCAA